This is a messenger RNA of Baudoinia panamericana UAMH 10762, 1392 nucleotides long. RefSeq lists its product as uncharacterized. Gene Ontology annotation, molecular function: ATP binding; proteasome-activating activity; ATP hydrolysis activity. The transcript has 3 exons. Gene Ontology annotation, biological process: proteasome-mediated ubiquitin-dependent protein catabolic process. NCBI's taxonomy places the organism in Eukaryota, Fungi, Ascomycota, Dothideomycetes, Mycosphaerellales, Teratosphaeriaceae. The record is from RefSeq and is a predicted model, not a curated record. Gene Ontology annotation, cellular component: proteasome regulatory particle, base subcomplex. Bases 1 to 1392 code for a protein of 463 amino acids.
AUGUCGACACUUGAAGAUCUUGAUGAUAUGGAGCAGGAGGGCAAGAAGGAUGACCAAGGCGACAAGGACAAGAAGCCGCAGCAGAACGGCGCUGAUGGCGAUGCCGAGAUGAAGGAUGCCGAGAAGAAAGAGGAAGAGAAGGAGGAAGACAUGAUCGACUUCGAAAUCCUGAACUCAAGCACACGCGACAUCGUAGCGCGGAGACGAUUACUAGAGAACGACAUGCGGAUCAUGAAGAGCGAGUUCCAGCGAUUAACGCAUGAGAAGCAAGCGAUGCAUGAAAAGAUCAAGGACAACAUUGACAAGAUCGACAAUAAUCGACAACUGCCGUAUCUCGUAGGUAAUGUCGUGGAGAUCCUCGACCUGGACGUCACCGCCGAGGCUGCGGAAGAAGGCGCGAACAUCGAUCUCGAUGCUACCCGAGUGGGCAAGUCGGCCGUGAUCAAGACCUCAACCCGUCAGACCAUCUUCCUACCGUUGAUCGGUCUCGUGGAUCAUGAGAAGCUCAAGCCGGGCGACCUGAUAGGUGUGAAUAAGGAUUCCUACCUCAUUCUGGAUACGCUGCCCGCAGAAUACGACAAUCGCGUGAAGGCGAUGGAAGUCGAUGAGAAGCCGACAGAGAAGUACACGGAUGUAGGUGGGCUGGACAAGCAGAUUGAGGAGUUGGUAGAGGCGGUUGUGUGGCCCAUGAAGGAGGCGGAGAGGUUCAAGAAGAUUGGCAUCAAGGCACCGAAAGGUGCGUUGAUGUACGGUCCACCAGGCACAGGCAAGACUCUGCUCGCUCGAGCAUGUGCAGCGCAGACUGAAGCCACCUUCCUCAAGCUCGCCGGACCGCAACUGGUACAGAUGUUCAUCGGAGACGGAGCCAAACUCGUACGAGACGCUUUCGCUCUGGCAAAGGAGAAGGCACCUGCGAUCAUCUUCAUCGACGAGCUGGACGCAGUAGGCACCAAGCGAUUCGACAGCGACAAGAGCGGAGAUCGCGAAGUGCAACGCACCAUGCUCGAGCUACUCAACCAGCUCGACGGCUUUGCAUCAGACGAACGGAUCAAAGUCCUGGCCGCCACGAACCGUGUCGACGUAUUAGAUCCGGCUUUACUCCGAUCAGGACGUCUAGAUCGCAAAAUCGAGUUCCCGCUGCCCAAUGAGGAAGCCCGCGCGCAGAUUCUACGCAUACACUCUCGGAAGAUGACUGUGGAUGAGGGUGUUAACUGGGCUGAAUUGGCGAGGAGUACGGACGAAUUUGGUGGCGCGCAGCUGAAGGCUGUCUGUGUGGAGGCGGGCAUGAUUGCGCUUAGGUCCGGCCACAACAAGAUCAGUCAUGAGCAUUACGUUGAUGCAAUCGCUGAAGUGCAGGCUAAGAAGAAGGACACGGUCAACUUCUAUGCUUAG